Linum trigynum is the source of this 1050-nucleotide messenger RNA. The record is from the annotation of a GenBank genome assembly. NCBI's taxonomy places the organism in Eukaryota, Viridiplantae, Streptophyta, Magnoliopsida, Malpighiales, Linaceae.
AUGGCGGGCUCUGUGACAGAAAUGGAGAACAAGCAGGUGGUGCUGACGGAGUACGUGACCGGAUUCCCUAAGGAAUCGCACCUAGCCGUCCGCAAUGGUGGAAAGAUUCAGCUCAAGGCUCCACAAGGCUCGGUUUUGGUGAAGAACCUUUACCUCUCCUGCGAUCCGUACAUGCGCGGCCGCAUGUCUCCUCCCAAGGCCGGCGGCGAUCCCAACUUCGCCUCCUUCACCCCUGGCUCUCCGAUACAAGGGUUUGGAGUGGGCAAAGUGGUGGAUUCAGGAGUGGCAGAAUUCAAAUCUGGAGAUUUUGUAUGGGGAGUGACUAGCUGGGAAGAAUACAGCAUCAUCUCAAACACUAAAACCCUGUUCAAGAUUACCAACACAGAAGAUGUUCCCCUUUCCUAUUAUACCGGUCUCCUUGGUAUGCCUGGUGUGACUGCAUAUUUCGGGUUCCAUGACGUUUGUGCACCCAAGAAAGGAGAGUAUGUCUUUGUUUCAGCAGCAUCUGGUGCAGUUGGCCAGCUGGUUGGCCAAUUCGCAAAGCUUGCCGGUUGCUACGUCGUUGGAAGCGCUGGAAGCAAACAAAAGGUUGAGCUGCUCAAGUCCAAGUUUGGGUUCGAUGAGGCGUUCAACUACAAAGAGGAGAAUGACUUGGAUGCAGCUCUCAAAAGGUACUUCCCUGAGGGCAUCGACAUCUACUUCGAGAACGUGGGUGGCAAAAUGCUUGAUGCAGUCCUUUCCAACAUAAGAGUCCAUGGGCGAAUUGCAGUUUGUGGAAUGAUCUCCCAGUACAACCUAGAGCAUCAUGAAGGCGUUCACAACCUAGCUGCAAUGAUAUACAAGCGUGUUCGGAUGCAAGGUUUUGUGUCGUUUGAUUACUUCGCCCGAUACUCUGAGCUCUUGGAUGAUGUUGUGCCUUACGUGAAAGAAGGGAAGAUUGCUUAUGUGGAAGACGUAGCUGAAGGUCUGGAGAAUGGCCCUGCUGCCCUUGUGGGACUCUUCAGUGGGCGGAACGUUGGAAAGCAAGUUGUGGCAGUGGCUCAUGAGUGA